This is a messenger RNA of Topomyia yanbarensis, 5157 nucleotides long. Its product is annotated as GATA zinc finger domain-containing protein 10-like. Bases 2079 to 4403 code for a protein of 774 amino acids. The record is from RefSeq and is a predicted model, not a curated record. The transcript is spliced from 6 exons. NCBI's taxonomy places the organism in Eukaryota, Metazoa, Arthropoda, Insecta, Diptera, Culicidae.
GCCACACACAGUCAGCAGCGAGCUCGUACCAGUCGGGUCCCGCAGGCAGACAGUCUCGUUGCGCUGGUCUAGCUGUUUGGACGUUCGUGUGACUAUACUCUCUCCCCGCUAUCCGGAGAGCGUUGCAUUCUAGCAGGACGGUGACGGCUGUGAGAGUUUGUCGGAGCCUCGUCUCGCGAUUUCGGGUUCAGCCUGUUAAUCAGGCUAAUCAGUGUCCGGGUGUGUGUGUGAUUAAUUAGACACCGCUUGGUCUCUUGGUUGUAACAAUAAUUGUCAGAGUAGAAAGGGUUUAUUGGUUGAGCAGUCGAAGUGAUUAUUUUCUCUUGUUUCUGAAGGGAUCACAAGGAAGUGAUCGAAUGAAAACCGUUGGUUAUCUUGUGGUGAUUUUUAAAUCGAGAUUGGCGCCGAUUGCUGAGUGAAAGGAAGAUUUGAACAGUGCGAUUAUGAAGAUUGGUGAUUUUGUAAACCGGCGGUGGAAGAUCAUCGGGAAGUGAAGCAAUACCGAGUGGAGGCAUAGUUAAGUGAAACGAAUUAAUUGGUACUGAUUUAAUCAGCUGGUGUGCGUGUGUCAGUUUGAAAGUUCGGUCAGCUAACAGGCGGCAGAAAAGAAAAAAAGAAAGGUUGUAAAUAAUUUCAAUUAACAAAAUUGUUAACAAGAUUGUUCAGAAAAGUUCGACAAGUGAGUUAAACAAGUGGGAAACGAAUAUAAACUACAAAGCGCUGUUUGGAGUAGCAACUGGCAAAUUUCACUGUUUCAUUAAGUCAGCGAUCGAAGCUAGAAAAGGAAGGUAGACGCGUAGCAAGAAACAAUUCUGCUUCAGACGGAGGUAAACCCGAUUCGCAGUAUAAAUUAAGCAACCGUAAACCGAAAAGCGACUAGACUUACCGGCGAAUGGAAAAACUUUGAUGCACUUAUAAAUGCACAUAAAUUGUUCAGCUUGACCGAAGAUUCUGGAAGGAGGAAACACCGGCGGCGGUAAGGUAUCAUUGCACAAACGAGAGAAUUGCAGUGUAAAAAGAAAACCGUGAGCUGUGUAAACGGAGAAGAAAGCCCGAAGAAAACAAAAAACACGAAGACAGUGAAUUUAAUCAGUAACAAUAAUAAAAUAAAAGCACCUCGUUAGGAAGAAACAAACUAAGCGCGAUUCAGCAACAUAGCAGCAGCAGCGGCAGUAACAACAACAACAAAAGCGACAAACAUUUCAAGAAGUAAGGAGCGGUUUCUAUCCACAUUAAUAAAACAAUGAUAUUUAAACAUGAGCGUAAAAUAUGCAAAUAGAGUUUCAUAAUAGAGCGAAAGAAAACGAGCCGAAGGGAGAAUAAACGUCACACAACUGUCGGGUCCAGCCACCAGCCGGCACUAGCGAAGAACAAAGCGGAAAUGAAGACAGAGGAAAAAAAGUUAUUGAUUUUCUCCUACUCCCUGGCCUCAGCCUCCCGAAUCGUGUAACGUUCUGCAACAGUCAGAGUCGUUUGAUCUUUAUCACAAAAGGAAGUUCGCGAGCGAAGAAUCGUGAUUAGUGUGCGCGUGUGGCGGAACGAAGCGAAGUUUGAUAAAAAUGAGUUAUUUCUUACCAUAACAAAAAAUAAAACUUUGCAUCUAUCGGAUCGUUUUUUGAUGAUUGAAGUGUGCCAGUGAACCAGUGAGGAGCAUUUAGAAACCACAAUUAUCAGUUCGUUCAAGUGUUCGUGGUGAAAGUGAAGUGUGUUUUUCUUUUCUAUUCUGCCGAUUAAUUCGUCGAUAUUCCGGAGUAAAAUCCGAGGGAGUACACUGUAAUAUUAUCUAAGGACCCCUUCCCCUCCAACAGCUGUUCCUUCUGACUCUUAGAUAUUGGAUUUUGGAAGAUGGAUCACUUAUUUAUUAAAAGGUAAUGGAACCGUUCAUGUUAAAACGCCCUGAAGGUAUUGAGCUUCUCUGCAUAUACAAAGGAUGUCAGUAUGGGUCAAUCAAUUAAUGCAAGCUUUCUCGGACAACUUGCAAUUUUGCAUUCCGAGGACUGGAAAUACAGUUACCCUCCCCAAGCUUGUUAAUCAGGGUUAAAAUUUUCAUCAGCCGCCAUAAAUUAUCAUAAUGCAAAAUGGAGCUAUCAACGAUGGGAGGUCGUCGUCUGACCUCUCAGCAAUUACAGCAGCUACAGCAGGCGCACCAGCAGCAGCAAUUCCAGCAAUACCAGCAGCAGCAACUACAGCUUCAGCACCAGCAGUCGAACCAAACAGCAGCCACCAUGUUAUUUCAGCACCAGCAGCAGCACCAACAGCAGCAACAACUACAACAGCAGCAACAACAGCAGCAGCAUCAGCAGCAGCAUCCCGGCCAGCUGCUGCCACCGCCACCGAUGACGAACCCACUGCACCGGUCCAUUCCACGAUUUCAUGCCUCGCGUCACCGGAAGGACUCGCUGGGGAAGAGUGUGAGCAAGUACAUGUACCCACCCGGAUCGCCCUCGAUGGGUACCACCGCCAACGAGAACAUCUACCAUCCUCAGACGACGGCGAGCGUCAACAGCAACAAUAGCAGCACUGCCACCAUCAAUAAGCACAAUCGCUACCCGGAGCCGGAUCCGGACGUCAUCGAGGUGUACCUGGAGGACGAUCCGAUCAAGCUGAAAGAGGCGGUCCGCGAUGGGAAGGAGAUCAAAUGGCGCAACAACAUCGUCGCCACGAUGGAACGCUACGAACCCGCUCCGAUAUCAGCAGCCACCCUGCCCUCGUCCUAUCUGCAUCAUCAUCAGCCCAGUACCGACAGCAGUUGCAAUCCGGAAUACUCGUACGCUUACUGUGAGCCGAUGGUACUGAAACAGCAGCAGUCCCUGCAGCAACAACAACAACAAACCCAGCCAGGAGGUCAACUGCACCCCAGCAACAUUCCGCAGAUUCACAAAAUAUCCUCGUCGGUCUCGAGCAACGCGCUCUCCAAGCUGCCAUCCACCAAUUCUCUACGUGCCUUAUUGAGUAAGAGCUUCCGGAAGAGUUCGGUGUCUUCAAAUUCGGCCGGAACGAACGCCGGUGGCCUAGGAGGAGUACCGGGAAACGUACUCCCAGAGAAGCAUACCUUCACGACCCGCUACGGGACGAAGGAAAACAUUUACGAAGACGUGGGAGCUGGGUCCAACCUUGGCACGAUGGCAAGCGCAGCGAAACCGGGGGCAAGUAUGAACUCUUCGUCGAUGCAAAGCUUCGAAUCGAUCAAUAAGUUCAAUCUGCAUGACGAACUUAGGCAUGUGCAGAGCCAGCAUGACAGGAUACUUGGGGAGCUGAAUCUGUCCGUAGAAACAUUGAUUAUGCCAUCCAAGGAUGAACAGGACGCGAUCGAGGAACGCCUGCAUGAGAUCCACUGUGCGCAGUUUCAGGAUGAAUUGUCACAAGAUGACUGCAUAGCGGCAGGUUCGUCCAAUACGGCCAUGAUUCAUGUGCAAGAAAGACUCUCCCCAACCACUUCGCAGCCAAACAGUGGUGACGUAGAUAGUGGCAUAAGCGGAAGUAGUAGUAGUGGCGCUAGUUAUUCCAGUAGUAUGUUGUACCGGACCACUACGAUGUAUACGAACAACAGUAAAACGGUCACGAUAAACGAUAAUGCCGAUGGCAGUGGUUCCGGGAUGUCCAUGAUGGCCGGCAAUAGCUCGAUACGAAGUAGCUGCGGUAGCCACAGCGGCUGCGGUUCUAUUCCCAUCGGAUAUCCCACCUGUGGUGGCGCUAGUUGUAGUAAAAUGGCUUCUAACGUUGUGAUACCUAAUUCGAAUAGGCUAACUUGUUGUUUCUACUCCGAUAAGCUUAACAAAAAUAAUAAAUGCAAUUCCGAUCACUUAGACACGCUAGCAGAAAAGUCCAGCUUCUGGAAUAAGCUGGGGAAAUUAAAAAUUUCCGGAGUAUUCGGUGGUGCCAAUAGUAGCAACAGCAGCAGCAGCUCUACUAGCAGUAGUAGUACAAACAGCCAACACUUCCAUCCGCCACAUCAUCACCACCAUCCGCAUAUGCAUCAUCACCACAAUCAUGCGCUCCUGAGCCAUCCGCACCAACUGCCAGGACUGAACCACUCCGUUCCGACGACCACGACGAAUACAGCCACGAUCGCACGAAGCAACGAAGCCGAUCCACGUCUGCAUCUGCACCACCAUCAUCAUCAUCAUCAUCUUCCAUCACCGCCGGUUACCACCACGAUCGAACCCUGGUGGCAAACCCCGUCCGAGAUGUGCACAAUGGAUCCUGCCCUGUGCAGCAACUGUUCCGGCGAGUACCAGAUGCCGUGUGAAGUGCAGGUGCCACCACCACAGCCACCACCAUCGCUGUCGUCGAUUAUGAGCGGUAUGAGUAUGCGACCACCACUGCCGCAGCCACCACUACAAACGCAGAUCGAACUGGAAGAGGACGAAGAAGAGUCCAAAGCGGAAGACGAUACGCAGUAGGCAUUUUGGGUCCCGAUUUUCUAAAUGUGAUUUUAUUCCGAUAGACAGACACAGAGAGAGAGACGAAUCGUACUAAAAACGGCACAUCUUGUGCAAGUGUAAAUAAACAAAGGCAAACUUUAUCACUGUGAAAAAAUAAAAUUGUCAUUUUAACACAAAUAACAUCUACACACACUGUAAACAAUUAUAUGUAUAUUUAAGAAUUGAAUACUCGAUUCUCUGUAAAUACGAACCAUAGGAGAACCAAUUUGAACAAAUAAAACAAAAAACUUUUUAUUAGUGUGAAUAGCUAGUAUUUUAAAGCAAAUAUAUUGAAGUGGAUAACAAAACAACAUGGUGGUUCUUGGCGAUCGAAUAACGGACCAUUCAUUAUUUGACCGCUACUCGUAUUUUGUUCAUAGUUUUUCGGUUGGAAUUUUGCAUCUCGAACCCGCAAGUUCUAGAAUAAGAUUCAAAUGGCGCGAGCGAAUUCAAAAUUGUUGAUAUUAAUACGUAUUGUUUUAACUGCUUAUGUUUGAAAUACUGUUUACUUGGCGAAACGAAAAAAAAAAUACAAGAAAAAGAAACAAAAUUUUACACAGCCAAUCUUUAUGUUUUGACACUCCGAGGAAACUGCAUUGUUUGGCAACAGCGUACACCCGAGUGGAAUCAAGUGAAGGAGCAAAAAACGAGAAAGGAAAUGCCAAAGAAUACAUUUAUUGAAGUAAUAUUAAUAUAUUUUUAUACUUAAUGUUAUUUAAAAUAAAUAUUUAGA